Molecule: messenger RNA, 1680 nt
Organism: Trichomonas vaginalis G3
Lineage: Eukaryota; Parabasalia; Trichomonadida; Trichomonadidae
Exons: 1
Coding region: 1-1680 (559 amino acids)
Source: RefSeq, a predicted model, not a curated record
AUGUUUUCCAUUAUCUUGGUGCAAUUUUCCCUCUCAGUUUCUGGCCAUUCCAAUCGAAAAUACUCCUACGGAUUCACUGAUGUUGAUCAAAACAGAAAGCAUGUAGAAUUGGUUGAAAAUGUGACCACAAAAGUCAGAAUUGAUGGCGUUGAAAGCAAUAUUGAAAAAGUAACAGAUUUAGAUUACUCUCUUCAAAUUGAAAAUCACAAAAAUUUAUUAUAUACAGUUGUAAAGCAGACAAUUACAAAUAAAUGGUCAAAUGAAAAGAAGGUAGAUUUUUGCACAGCAAUGUUAUUUAAGGCAGAAGAUAAAAAAGUCAUCGCUCUAACUCUUGCAAACUUUGGCUAUUCCCUUUGGUGGGAAGAGAUAACAGAUCUUACAUUAGUUCUCCAAAAUCAUCCAUGGGUUACUGAUGUCAAUGCCCAUGACUUCGGCUCUGAUGACGUGCCUAAAUUCUUCACGAACACCGAUAAAAUUUUAGAAAAUGUAGAUGAUGAUGAUGAUCUUCCAUCAAUUUUAUGGGUUUCAUUUUCAUGGUUGAACAAAUAUAUACAACCUGGACAGUCAAUAACAUUCUCUUAUCUAUUACAUAAAGGAAAAUAUGAACCACCAUUCCUCUUCCUUGAGAAAUCUUUAAUCCCAGAAGAAACUGAUGCUACUGAAGUAAUUCAAAUCAAGGGCAAGUUCUCAUUCCUUGUUGAUGGUUGUGAUGCAGAAGCUGGCUGGAAACUUCGUACUUCCAAUGAUAAAAUUAUCAGAUAUGAUACACUUGGCAAAUUCAAAGCUUCAGAAUCAAUGAAGAGUAAGGACUUCGAUGUAUCCAUCACACCACCAACAGGACUUGGAAAGUACACAUUAUAUGUUUAUACAUAUAAUCCUGAUCUUGAAUCAUUGCUUUAUGAAGAAUUUCCAUUUACAGUUGUCGCUCCAAACUACAGACCAAAGUUGUAUGUUCUUCCUCCUGAUUACACUUAUUACAUUCCAGAUUCUGAAGUUUCUUUUUUGGCUUCAGUCUACGAUCAAGAUUCAGGUGAUAAACCACUCACAGCAAAGGUUUUCUUCAACAAUGCAGAAGUUGCAACACAAGAAGUUGCAAACAGCAAAGAUCUUAAGACAUUCAAAUUCAAAGUUCCAAAAGACACAGCAGCAGGUGAAUAUGAAGUCAAAGUUUCAGCUACAGAUGGCAAGAAGAUCGCCACAAAGAGGUUUAUCAUUCAAAUACAAAACAAUACAGUUCUCACAAUCAAUUUCGAACCAAAACUUAAUGCCACAUACAACAAAGGCGACAAGGUCAACUUCACAGCUGUCAUCAAUGAUCCAGAUACAAACUUCGAUAACAAGUUCACUGUUUCUCUGUUCUACAACGAUAAAGUCAAGAAGACGAUCACAUCAACUAACGAUGCAGGAUUAGUCAGAGUUCCACUUGAUUUCACCAUCCCAACAACAGAAACAAACACAACAGCCGAAAUCAAGAUCGUAGUCACAACACCAACCGAAUCCUCUGAAAAAUUAACAAAUAUCAACAUCUAUCAAGAUGUUAUCGCAAGUGAUUCUGCAACAGGAAAGAUUGCUACAAAGAAAGCUAAAAAGAAGACCGCCCUUGUUGCAGUUCUCUGUGUCUUAGCUGUCAUUGCUGUUGUUGUUGCGGUAGUCGUUAUUAUUCUUUGGCUGAGAAAAUAA